GCAUCGUCUCAUUUGUGAACAGUUUACGAAUUCGUCAAGUUGUGCGUCGCGCGGUUUGUGUAAUAUUUUGUAAGAAAAUAUUAGGAAAAUUUAUUAAAUAGUGGAAAAAUUGCAAUUUCCACCAAAGAAUUUGAAAUUUUUGGCAGUAGAACUCGAGAGAGCGCUUGCUUGUUUUGAAUACAUAAAUUUGUAUUGAUUUUUGUUGUGAGAGUGUGUGUAUUUUACUAUACAUACGCCUAGGGUACGCUACUGUGAAUAGUGUUACCAUUCAAUAUGGCGGACGACGAGCAAUUCUCGUUGUGCUGGAACAAUUUUAAUAGUAAUUUAUCAGCCGGUUUCCAUGAGUCGCUAUGUCGUGGCGACCUGGUGGAUGUGACGCUGGCGGCAGAGGGGCAAUUCGUCAAGGCUCAUCGUCUUGUAUUGUCUGUCUGUUCGCCAUAUUUUCGUAAAAUGUUCACUCAAAUGCCAGCCAAUCAACAUGCCUUUGUAUUUCUCAAAGACGUUAGCCAUACGGCUCUAAAAGAUCUCAUCCAAUUUAUGUAUUGUGGUGAGGUAAAUGUUAAACAGGAGGCCCUACCAGCGUUUAUAAGUACCGCAGAGGCUUUGCAAAUAAAGGGUUUAACUGAUAGUGAUCCACCACAAUCUCAAACACCACCUGAACCCUCAACUCCUACGCCGCAAAUACAACAACAAAUACAAACGUCGCCUCGAGUACGACAACGUACGUCAACAGCCCGCUCAUAUAAAAUUGAAACGGUCGAUGAUUCUGGCGAUGAUGCAAAACAAACUACACAAAUAGUCAUACAAACAACGGCGCCAACACACCCACCCCAAGCUACAAUUACCACCCAACCUCAGCAGCAACAACAUCAUCAGCAGCAGCAACAACAACAGCAGCAGCAUCAUCAUCAGCCUCAACAUAUAGCGCAACAAACUCUACACACUCAAACCCAUCAACUUACCAGCGUUAGUAUGCCAACGGCCACCACAACUACAGUGGUGACCCAGAAACGACCCGCCCAACGCACUAGUUUAGGUAGUGUACCGCAUAUUAAACGCUCCAAGAGUACAAUUGAUCCUUUAGAGGCUUCAGAUGCCACAGCUGCCACGCAUCAAAUAAACGUACAAACUGUUGUCGCUGAUACGAAACCUCAAGUUCAACUCCACCAUCAUCAGCAACAACAUCAAACACAUCACCACCAGCAACAGCAACAACAGGUGCAGCAACAGCAUCAACAACAAACGAAUGAACCUGAAUACAUUGACUUACCCAUUGAUUUGCCCACAAAAUCGGAACCCGACUAUGUUGAAGAGGCAGGCGAAGUGGAUCAGGCCGAACAAGAUGCCACCUAUGUUGAAGAUGAAUCCUAUGGUGAUAUGCGUUACGACGAAAGUUACUUUACCGAAAAUGAAGAUGCUGCUGCUGCGGGUGGUAAUGCUACAGCAACAUCUACACAAAAUACAAGUGCAACGACAGCUACCACUUCAAAGGCUAUUGUGAAACAACAACCGCUCUCUGAUUCUUCAUACAUGGAUACAUCGGCGGAUCCUGCAAAUAGUGAUGCACAAGAAAACGCUUACUUUGAUCAGGUAGUUAUGCAGGCUCAGGUGGUGCAGGUUCAAGAUGAGUUGGUAGUUGAUGAAGCGGCGGAAACUUCUUCGACAUCGUGUGUCCAACGUCUAUCAACGGCCAGCUUGCGCAACAGCAACAAUGGUCCGGUGUUUGUGGUCAGUAAAUACGGCACCAAACAAUUGCUGUUGAAACAGCACACAUUUAAUCGUCAUGUCACCCGGGAAGAUGUCACUUAUUGGCGUUGCAGCCAAUUUGCCGUAUUACGUUGUCGGGCCCGCAUCAAAACCAAAGGCAAUAUUUUGACAGUAUUAAACAUUGGCAACUUUUUCAUCACUUAUAUAACCGGCUUUCGUGGCAGUCGUAAACUUAAGGUUGGUGACUACACAUUUACGCGCAAUAAAGCAUCGGGUAAUAAAACCUAUUGGUCUUGUGCCCGUGCAGGUAUUCAUAAAUGCAAGGCUCGUGCAGUUACCAUCGAUGAAGACUUUCGUCACGAUGUGGUGCUAAAAUGUGGCAAACACAAUCAUCCACCGUUUUAAUGAGGCUCCUCAUCCUUAAGCAGACAAAUAUUUCAAAUUUCUGUUUACUAUCUGCCCAACACAUAAAAAUAUAGUCGCCAAACAUUACGUAAUAUUAAGGUGGAACAUGGUGAUUUCUCAUUUAUAAUGGGGCAAAGAGGCUGCACCCUAUUGGCAUAUAGGGGUUAUAAUUUUGUUAAAAAUCGCAAAAGUGGUGUGAAAACAUAUUGGAUAUGUGCCAAAAA
Calliphora vicina (urban bluebottle blowfly) is the source of this 2336-nucleotide messenger RNA. Its product is annotated as modifier of mdg4-like. The record is from RefSeq and is a predicted model, not a curated record. NCBI's taxonomy places the organism in Eukaryota, Metazoa, Arthropoda, Insecta, Diptera, Calliphoridae. The transcript has 7 exons. Gene Ontology annotation, cellular component: nucleus. Gene Ontology annotation, molecular function: protein binding; DNA binding. The coding region runs from base 274 to 2112 and encodes 612 amino acids. Gene Ontology annotation, biological process: regulation of transcription by RNA polymerase II.